This is a messenger RNA of Emys orbicularis (European pond turtle), 1629 nucleotides long. RefSeq names its product zinc finger protein 740 (gene ZNF740). The record is from RefSeq and is a predicted model, not a curated record. The transcript has 7 exons. Bases 500 to 1060 code for a protein of 186 amino acids. Gene Ontology annotation, biological process: regulation of transcription by RNA polymerase II. Gene Ontology annotation, molecular function: RNA polymerase II cis-regulatory region sequence-specific DNA binding; DNA-binding transcription factor activity, RNA polymerase II-specific. Lineage: Eukaryota; Metazoa; Chordata; Testudines; Emydidae.
AGCGCUUCCGGUUCCGGGGUAGCGGCGGCGGCCGAGAGGGUUCGGGCCGCUGUUUGUAAACUUGUCUCCCGGGGGAGAGCGCGGAGGCAACGGCGGAGCCCGGAGCCCGCAGCGGCCGAGCCAGGCUCAGAUUAAACCAGAGAAGUGUCUGCAGCGAUAUCGAGGCACGGAGAUCAACUCCCUUUAUCCAGGAUCCAUCCAGAAGCAGGGCUAGGGUUGGGAUGACUCCUCUGUAAAAGCGGUGCAGUCAGUUACCUUCCCGUCUAGCUUCUCCAGCUCUCGGCAGUGCUUGGGGAAGACACCCUUAGAACGCCACACACAAUUCCAGGCUCUCAGAAUCCAGAAAGAUGUCGGCAAAGUGGAGGGUACUGGACAAGACCAGCAAAAAAUGAUUAACUGAAAAAAAAAAAAAAAUCUUUCUAAUCGUAAAAUUCUUUCCCGGGAGAGAAUUAAGGCUAAAGAAUUGUUACAAUCCGUUUGUUGAGGACAGACAGACAAGAUGGCUCAGGCGAGUCUCCUGGCCUGCGAGGGCCUCUCUGGGGUGUGCCUCGUGCCAACUGUUGCCAGCAAGAAGAUGAUGCCAAAACAGAGCUCCAAGCAGACAGAGAAUGGAGAGAGAGGGAACAGCCCGAACAUGCUGGGUCUCCGCCAGGAGAGCGAGAAAUCUCGCAGCCGUAAAGAGGAAGAGCCGGCAGAAGCAUCACAGCCAAAAAAGACCAUUAAAAAGGUGAUGGUGAUUGAGCAGAACGGCUCCUUCCAGCUGAGAAUCCCCAAGAACUUUAUUUGCGAGCAUUGCUACGGAGCCUUUCGGAGCAGCUACCAUCUCAAGAGACACAUCCUCAUCCACACUGGUGAGAAGCCAUUCGAGUGUGAUCUGUGUGACAUGCGCUUCAUCCAGAAGUACCACCUGGAGCGCCACAAGCGCGUGCACAGCGGCGAAAAGCCCUACCAGUGUGAGCGCUGCAUGCAGAGCUUCUCCAGGACAGAUCGGCUGCUUAGACACAAACGAAUGUGCCAGGGCUGCCAGACCAAAACCCCUGACUCGCAGCUGCUGCUUUAGGAGCCAGGGCGAUGUGGUGGAGAAGCUAGGACGUGGACAGGAUUUUCAGUUUUCUGUGUCUGGUUUUGCCUGCUCCUGCUCCCCCGGCCAAGGGGGGGACAGAGCUGAGGACUCUCCUAGACUCUCAGAUGGGGUCCUGACACUGUAAAUAAGAUGAGGAUGAUCUGGAAUCUCGACCCAACCAGCAGAAGCCACAGGCAACUGUGUAUAAACCUUCUUUUCCAUUGGUUUGUUUUUGAAGUAUCACCAUUUGCCUCUCAGGAAAGGCUUCGGGGGACAACAGGGCAAAGCUCGCUACACUCCCCUCAAACUCUUAACACUUGCCAUCACCUGAUCGACCUGCUCCCGCCCAGGUAGAGCUCACAGGUAUGAAAUACAGCGGGGUGGAAAUCAACCGUGUUGUUCUUUGGACUCUUUUUUUUUUUUUUUAACUAGUCUCACCGGAAGAGACCAACAAAGCAGUGGAUUAUAAGCGGCAGCUGUGGAGGAUUUUGGUUCAGGUGUGAAAUGCAGGAACUCAUCUCAGCCGAGAGCUUGGUUAUGAGGUCUGCGGAGCUUUUAUUUCUAGG